This is a messenger RNA of Gastrolobium bilobum, 914 nucleotides long. Its product is annotated as MADS-box protein AGL42-like. Gene Ontology annotation, biological process: positive regulation of transcription by RNA polymerase II. The transcript is spliced from 8 exons. NCBI's taxonomy places the organism in Eukaryota, Viridiplantae, Streptophyta, Magnoliopsida, Fabales, Fabaceae. Gene Ontology annotation, cellular component: nucleus. The record is from RefSeq and is a predicted model, not a curated record. Bases 184 to 702 code for a protein of 172 amino acids. Gene Ontology annotation, molecular function: protein dimerization activity; RNA polymerase II cis-regulatory region sequence-specific DNA binding; DNA-binding transcription factor activity, RNA polymerase II-specific.
CUCCAAUAUACUUGACCUGUGCUGAAAGCUUGAAACACCGUACGUGAUCUCUCUCUCUCUCUGUUCGUACGUGAGCUCUCUCUCUCUCUGUUCGCACCCGAUUGUUAAGCUCUUCAACCAUUCUGAGUGUACUUCUAGCUUUAGAUAGAGCACAAAGGAAGCGUUUCUUGCUAAUUUCUGGAGAUGGGUAGGGGAAAGAUUCAAAUGAAAAAAAUUGAGAAAGAAAGCAGCCGUCAAGUUACCUUUUCAAAGCGUCGAGGUGGUCUUCUGAAGAAAGCUUCCGAGCUAUCUGUUCUUUGUGACGCCCAAGUAGCCGUGAUAAUCUUCUCACAGAAAGGAAGGCUCUAUGAAUUCUCAAGUUCUGACAUCACAAAGAUUUUGGAACGGUACCAAAAAUAUACCAAAGAUUUUUCCGCCAGUAAGUUUGGGGAAGAUUAUAUCCAGCAACUGAAGUUUGACUUUGCAAGCAUGGCAAAGAAGAUUGAGCUUCUUGAACUUUCUAAAAGGAAGAUGCUGGGACACAACUUGAGUUCAUGUUCUUAUGAUGAACUCCAAGGAAUUGAGGACCAGCUUGAGAGAAGUUUGCAAAGCGUCAGGCUGCGAAAGGAUCAACUGUUUAAGGAGCAUAUCGAACAACAACAAAGCCAGGAGAGAAACUUGCUCAAAGAGAAUGCCAAAUUAAGUGCAAUGGUGAGAUUAUGAUCUUUCCCAUGUAUAUAGUUGAUUAUCCAUGAUAUUUUAUCAGCCAAAAACAAACGAAAUAAAAAGAUCGAUAUUAGUUUUCAUAACGAGAAAGUUUAGAUGUGUUUUGUUAGAUACAUCAUUGGUUGACGCAUGGCUUUGACUAACUGAGUGGAAGUGAGUAUAUAUAUAAAUUUUUUUUUUAGUACAUAAUAAUAAACAAAUUUUAGAUU